Bombyx mori (domestic silkworm) is the source of this 2725-nucleotide messenger RNA. Its product is annotated as protein SERAC1. Bases 251 to 2506 code for a protein of 751 amino acids. Gene Ontology annotation, molecular function: protein binding. Lineage: Eukaryota; Metazoa; Arthropoda; Insecta; Lepidoptera; Bombycidae. The record is from RefSeq and is a predicted model, not a curated record. The transcript has a single exon.
ACAAUUCACACAAUUUUACUCUUCACUAAUAACUAAUACAAAAGCUGACAGUGAAGUUACAAAACUACUGGCAUUGACAUUUAAAAAAAUGUCAUUAACAAGCCUUAGGUUAUGAUACAAAAUACAAAACAAUAGAACUAUUGUAAAUACCAGCAAAUAAGAUUUUAAAUUAUAUUAAUAUAUUAUAAAUGGUACAUAUAUACGUGCUAAUUUUUCACUGUUAGCGAACCUUUUUGUUCGAUGUUAAACAAUGAGCCUGCAAGACAGACUAAAGCCCAUUUUGAAAAUACUAAAAUUUACAUCAAUUUGGGGAGGUGGUGGAAUUUUUUUUGCUUAUCAUGUCAGUCAGACGUACAAAACAGUAGACAAGAUCGUAAACACAAAAGUUCUAGAUCGUGAAAAGAAACAUACCCCAGAAUAUAUUUACAUUGACGACCCUUCAUACAGCAUCACAUUAAAAAGGGAACAAGACAAAGAAUCUAGACGGUCUAUAGGUCUCUCGCGAGUUUGGAAGAGUCUGAAGCAUUCUUUAGCAUGGCGUCUUUUGUGGUUAUGUCGUCACGGGAACAAGGAGCAGCGUAACAUAGCUCUGAAACAGCUAGCUGCUUUCAAAAACAAUAAGAUUUGGGACUGUCAAAAACUCGCUCAAGCUUUAGACAUGAACACAGCCGUCUUGCUAGCAAGAACUCGCGGUGCUGAUCUACGGUACUUCCUCCCUCCGCCUAUACAUGUACGUAGAGCCGCAUUAACUUCUGAAUUACUCUCUUUCAAAUUCCGAGACAUGAUACUUUCUGUUCAAGGAGUCCAUCCACACAGUUGUAUUCAACAUUUCCUAUCGAAAUAUUUUGCCAAUAUUCAGGAACAGGCCUUAGAAGCAGAUAAUAUUCCCGCAAAGCCAGAUAGUAUUAGUGAGAGAGAUUUGUGUAUUUUGUGUCUUGAUGCCCUCUAUCACCACAUCAGUCUUUUUCAUGUUAACGAUUAUGAAGAUGAUGAUUCUAUAAAAACUCUUAUAAAAAUGGGACUCCUUCCAAGAUUAGCUGAGUUAAUGUUAAGAGAGCGCGAUGACACUGAUUUGGAUUUGGCUGUACUUAAAAUACUCACUGUUCUGAGUGUUCAUUGUAAUUUAUUAUUAGAUUUUUUUCAAAACGGUCUUAUAAAAGAGUUGUCUCGGCUCCUUAGAUCAAAAGAUGUGCGAUUGGCAAGUUCUGCUGCAGUUUGUUUAGCAAAUUUAUCAGGGGAACAUUGUUACAGACCAGGACUGUACUUGUUGCACCCAUUGUAUCGAACUACAGUUGCACCAACAUGUGACACUCUUCUAGUGCACGGCCUCAGAGGUGGUGUUUUUGUCACAUGGCGACAGAGAGAUAAAAAGUGCGCUGAACCUCUUGGAAUUGUUGAAGGAACAAUAUCCGAUGUUGACUGUGAUCCCUGCGAAGAAAAAUCAAUCGAUACAAAGUAUCUUGACCCAGAUUUGCAACAAGUAAUGGAUGAUCUGAUAGAAUUAGAUGAUGAAACUCUGUUGUCUGACUUAGAAGUAGUUUUACAUGACCUCCCUAUUGAGGCAAAGCGAGAACCUUUGAAUACUAAUAUUUACACUAUAAGUAAGAAACGCAUAGCCCUUAUGCAGGAAGAAGAGGAUCAAUGUAAUUAUACAUUUUGUUGGCCUAAAGAUUGGCUACCUAAAGACUGCAAUAAUUUGAGAAUAUUAGGUAUCAAUUAUUGGAGCUCAAUAUCUGAAUGGCUAGAACGAUGCCCCCUACAGACAGCUGACAUAUCAACCAAGGCUUCAGAAUUAGGUCCUACAUUAGUUGAUGCUGGUGUCGGAAGAAAAGGUACUCCUGUUGUGUGGUUAGCUCAUUCCAUGGGAGGGCUUAUAGUUAAACAAGUACUCAUUGACUCUGCUCAAAGUAGUGAUGACAAAUUUAAAAGGCUUUCAAGGAAUACUAAGGCUGUAUUGUUUUAUAGUACACCUCAUAAAGGUAGUGCACUUGCGACUAUGCCAAGGGCUGCAGCUGCUGUGCUGUGGCCUUCAAACGAUGUGCGUCAGUUACAAGAAAACUCGCCAGUUUUACUUGAACUGCAUAGAGCAUUCAUACACGCAGCUGAACAAUACCAAUGGGAGACCAUAAGUUUUGCUGAAAUGAUGCCAACUUUGGUUACAACAUUUAAAGUACCAAUCCACUUUGUAGAAGCUUAUUCUGCAGACUUAGGACGAGGUGUGUUUUAUCAGUUACCUUUAGAUCAUCUGUCUAUAUGUAAGCCGGCCACGAGACAAUCAAUACUGUAUACAACAGUCCUGGAUGUAAUACAAAGGGUGACUGCCAGAAAUAUUGAAAUAAAAUACUCUGAUUCCCUUAUAAAAUGGAUUAUUGACAUGCUUUGGUGGACUCUGAGGACAAAAACUAAUGAGGCUAUAGAAAAAGUUGAUGAAGCUCAAAGAAUUGAAGGUCUUCGUUGGUAUGAGCGAGUCCUACUCGACACAUUUACUGAUGGAUUUACAGAUUAGAAAAUAUGAAUAACAAUUAAUUUUCUUGCCUAGCUUAUGGUAUUGUAAGAAAAACAUUGUUAUUUUCAAUGAAAGUAAAUUGUAAGUGUGGGACAUUUUGGAUGUAUAUGUACGAUUUAAAUUGUAUACAUCCAAGCAAUAAUGGAUAAUACUUAACUGUAUGUAAUGUAUGUUAGCAAAGCAAAUGAUAAAUAAACAUGUAUUAAUUGUUUUCCUGUA